Geodia barretti is the source of this 2442-nucleotide messenger RNA. The record is from the annotation of a GenBank genome assembly. Lineage: Eukaryota; Metazoa; Porifera; Demospongiae; Tetractinellida; Geodiidae.
CGGAUCUGCUGCGGGUAUGACCCCAGUGCGACAGCUGACCUCCGGUCCAGUCGAAGCGAGAGCGACACAUGUCGUCGCUAUGCGGUUCUGCUUCUAAACUGCGUCUGCCGACUCUCUGUAGGCUCAUAUAAGUUGACAGGAGCCGGUGCGGCGGAUACUCUAAGGCGAGUAGAGUCUGCUGGAUGUCCGUGUUGUGUGUGCUCGGGACGACUCACCGUGGUUGUUAUUUCCACUUGAUGCCGCCCACCACUAGGGUCUCCACGGUUCACCGACAGUCGAUGGAGAGUGGUCAAGACGUGUGCACUAGGUCAGACAAUGUUUCACCAGACAGGGUGCAGGUAGCUGGAGGCAAGGCCCUGGCCUGUGUGUGGGUGUCCUGAGGCAGUUCCACGGAUCCAGUGUCAUCCACGACAAGAUCCAGAAGCUGAAUGGGUGGAAGAUUAUCAGAGAGAUGAUAAGACACGUGUGGCCUCGCGAUCGCCCGUGGCUCAAGGUCAGAGUGGUGACUGCCCUGGGACUACUGGUGGGAGCCAAGCUGAUAAACGUGCAAGUGCCGUUCUUCUUCAAGUAUGCGGUUGACUAUUUCAACAAGUUGCCCGAUCUCUCUACUCCCGAGAACACCAUCUUUACCAUCGGAACUGCUCUCCUCCUCGGAUUUGGGGCAGCGAGAAUAGGGUCGUCCCUGUUCAACGAACUCCGUAACGCCGUGUUUGCCAAGGUUGCACAGACGUCCAUCCGCAGAGUGGCCAAAUCGACUUUCCUCCACCUCCAUUCCCUGGACCACGCCUACCACCUCAGCAGACACACCGGGGCCAUGUCACGGGCGGUGGACAGAGGAACCAGAGGAAUCAACUUUGUGCUGUCGGCUCUGGUGUUCAAUGUGUUUCCUACCAUCUUUGAAGUCAGCCUCGUCUCUGGCAUUCUGACGUACAAGUUUGGGCUGUCGUAUGCUCUGGUGACUAUAGGGACUCUGUCAGUGUAUGCUGCCUUCACUCUCGGAGUCACCCAAUGGAGGACAAAGUUCCGUGUUCAGAUGAACAAGGCUGACGGUGAAGCAGGCUCCAAGGCUAUUGACUCUCUCAUCAACUACGAAACAGUCAAAGUAACACCCACCAUCUUGAAGGUUGUGCACACAUGUCACAUGUUCUCUUUUCCAUUGCUCUCACCUUUGCGCUUCUUUCUUACAUAGUGUAAUUGUCAGCAUUACCUGUAAUGUGUAGCUCACCAGAACACUUCCUUUCUUUCGCAGUAUUUCAACAACGAAGAUUUUGAGUCCAAUGAAUACGAUAAGGCACUGGCACUCUAUGAGAAAGCUGCACUAAAGACCACCACGAGUCUCUCUCUGCUAAGCUUUGGGCAGAGUGCCACGUUCUCCAUUGCACUGACGACACUCAUGGUCAUGGCAAGCCAGGGAGUCGUUUCCGGAACGCUGACAGUUGGUGAUUUGGUCAUGAUAAAUGGUCUAGUGUUCCAACUUUCCAUUCCUCUCAACUUUCUGGGGUCAGUGUACAGAGACAUCAGGCAAUCUCUGAUUGACAUGCAGCAAAUGUUUGAUCUACUGAGCCUCAACUCCAGCAUAAAGGAGAAGCCAGGUGCCCCUGCGCUUCACCUUGAACCAGGAGAAGCGACAGUCACGUUUGAGGAUGUGUCGUUCAGCUACACUCCCGAGAAGAUGAUUCUGGACGGACUCAGCUUCAGAGCACCUGCUGGCAAAAAACUGGCCAUUGUUGGUGGCAGUGGCUCUGGUAAGUCUACGAUAGUACGACUCCUCUACCGAUUCUACGAUCCGUCAAUGGGACGUGUCCUGAUUGGCAAUCGGGAUGUCCGAGAUGUGACUGUUGACAGCCUGCGUAGACAACUGAGCAUCGUCCCACAGGAUCCUGUCCUAUUUCACGACACCAUCAACUACAACAUAGCCUACGGGCGGCUCUCUGCCGGCCACGAGGAGGUGCUGGCUGCGUCUCAGAUGGCAAACCUCCACAACGGAGUCCAGAAUAUGCCCAUGAAGUAUGAGACACAGGUGGGGGAGAGAGGACUCAAGCUUUCAGGAGGUGAGAAGCAGAGAGUGGCCAUUGCCAGAGCUGUGCUGAAAGACUCUCCUGUCCUGGUGUACGAUGAAGCCACCUCCUCCCUGGACUCCAUCACAGAGCAAAACAUACUUGGAGCCAUGCGGAGAGUGAUAAAGGGGAAGACCUCCAUAUUUAUAGCUCAUCGUCUGUCUACUAUUGUGGAUGCUGACGAGAUCUUGGUGCUGGGAGAUGGGAGAGUAAUGGAGAGAGGAAGUCAUUUAGACCUCAUACAGAGACCUAGCUCUUUCUAUGCCGAGCUAUGGGCCAAACAAAACACUCUGGUCACUGACAAUGAAUGAGUAGUGUUUGAUUCAAGAUUUUAUUUUCACCCAACAGACACGCGCAGGCGCAGUGGAGAGUUUCGCAUUCUCCC